CAAGCCCCCGACACUUCCAAAGCAGAAACACCAAUCACGAGACACACCGCCCCCCGAACAAGCUAUCAGCGGAAUCUCUGUUCCUCGACUGCUGUUGCCGGCAAUGGCCGACUCCGACUCCGACGACCGCCUGCCUCCGGGAUGGACUGUGGAAGUGAAAGUGAGGAAGAAUGGUAAGAGAGACAAGUUUUACUUUUCUCCUUCAAGUGGACUUAAAUUCAAGUCCAUGGUAGAGGUUUCUCGUUAUCUUGACAAAGCUCAGAACAAUCAAGUCAGCGUCACAAACAUUUCGAAAAAUGUUGUAAUUGAGAAAGGUGUUGCAGAGGGGUUACCAGAAGGAUGGAUCAAAAAGACCAGAGUCACAAAAAAGAGUUCUACAAUAAGAAGAGAUUCGUAUUACAUUGAUCCUGUUAGUGGGUAUGUAUUCCGAUCUAUAAAAGAUGCUGUUCGCUAUCUUGAAUCUGGGGAGAUAGGAAGGAAUGCAUUCAAACCAAAAGAUAAAGGAAGUGGAGAUAUAGUAUUGAAAGAUGACAUUUUCUCUUCAGCAGGCGUAGCCAAGAAGCCAAAAUUAACAGUUGGCAGAGUGACUCGACACUCUGUCUUGGGUGAGGGUGCAAAUUUGGACGGGAUAGUUAAUGACCAUCAGACUCAAAAAACUGCAUCUACAGGAAAAUCUAUGCCUCUUUCCGAACACAAUUCUUGUCAUUGUGCGAUGGGCAUUGAAUUGACCAGCUCAGUUCCAUUGCAAGCUGAAUGUUCAGAUGAAAAAGAAGGGAAGGUUAGUUCAGCUGAAAGUAAUUUAAUUCCCAGUUGUGCAGAUGGAGUUGUCCCAGAAAAGCUACUUCCAGAAAGUUUACAGGCAAAACACGCAACUGAAACAGUUCAAAAAGGCCAGGGCAAAUCCAAGCGCAAGAAGGAGAUUAACUUGCCUCGCCGUGCCUCAAAACGUCUUGCUGGAAUUCAGGUUGAUCCUGUUCCAGAACUUAUAACAAGGCGCCGAAGUGCAGCUAAAAAUUCUAGUGAAGUAGCCUUGACAAAUGAGGAUAAAUCUUCAGGGAGUUUUCCUAAUGAGGAAACAAAACAGCUUACUGCGCAUGAGAGUGGAUCAGAAAUCAAGCAUAAACCUCGAAGUUUGAUGAACACAAAGGAGCCACCAAAGUUGAAUCAGGGCAAUCGUUCUUAUGGGAAUUUAUGUGCUCGAGAAAAGCUUCCUGAGAAGACUCUAGAAGAGCCAAAAAGUGAAAAAGAUCAAGAAUGCUGUUCUUUUUUGCCUCUGGGAAACACAGCUAUUGUCAAAGAGCAAGUGAAAGACCUGGAGGGUGGUGCAAAGUUUGACUACUCUCUUGACUUGCCCCUUGGAGAGCUAUUAUCAGACCCAUGCAUUGCAUUUGCAAUACAAACUCUUACUGAAGGAACAUUUGAAACCUCCAAAGACAGUCAGAUUUCAUCUGAAUUAAGGAAUAGCAAGUAUUCUGAAACUUCAGCUGCUGCUAAAGGGGAUGACAGGAAAAUCAUAGGGCAGAAUGUGAGUGACUGGAAGCAAGCAUGCAAUGUGUCUUCACCACCAAAAGACCUUGCGGCAGAACAUACUGGCAGUACUUCUGAAUCACCGUUUGGUAUUUCAUGGAUGGAUCCUUGCAUAGAAUUUGCAGUAAAAACUCUCACUGGCAAUAUCCCAGUGGGAUAUGACCCAAAUAGUGAGAGUUGCCUUCAGCAGCAGUUCGGAACUUCAAAUAACCAGGAACUCAAUGAGAUAGCCUUGUCAGGUGGUGGCCUAAAUAAUCUAUGCCAGACCGACUAUUAUUGCAGCCAAUAUCUUGGACCACAGAAUCCUUUAUUUAAACAACAGUCAUUUCUGGAUCCAGCUUUACCCAACACUAGAGGCGUUGGCAUGGGGGAUUCUGCUGGAGCCAGACUGCGCCAAUAUGGCGGCCAAGACAGAAGGAAUGGGUGCCAGAGAUAAACAAUCAGCUAGUAACUGUACUAACUUAAGACUGUACAGUUAGGAAAUAUUUUGUAAAAAGAUAACCAACUAAACCUUUAACAUCCUUUUGGUUGUUUUCUGAGCGUGGAAACCCUGGUUCUGGUGUUGUGUACAUUAUAGGAGUUGUUCUGAACUAGUUUCUUGUUAGCUUGACAGUAAAGUAGGUGUUUAACCUUUUCAUUCACUUUUACCAUUAUUAUUUGCAUUCUGGCAUGGUCCUCCCCUUCAA
This is a messenger RNA of Prosopis cineraria, 2213 nucleotides long. Its product is annotated as methyl-CpG-binding domain-containing protein 13. The record is from RefSeq and is a predicted model, not a curated record. NCBI's taxonomy places the organism in Eukaryota, Viridiplantae, Streptophyta, Magnoliopsida, Fabales, Fabaceae. Bases 104 to 1963 code for a protein of 619 amino acids. The transcript has 6 exons. Gene Ontology annotation, molecular function: DNA binding.